Molecule: messenger RNA, 695 nt
Organism: Paramecium primaurelia
Lineage: Eukaryota; Ciliophora; Oligohymenophorea; Peniculida; Parameciidae
Source: the annotation of a GenBank genome assembly
UACAGAUAGAGAAUUUACUUUACAAAAGAAAGUUUUAUGCAAAUAGUGUAAAGGAACUGGAUCAAAAGAUGGAACAUUAAAAAUUUGCAAACAUUGUAAUGGUAGAGGUUAAAGAAUGCAAAAUGUAAAUAUGGGUAUAGGUUUCACUGUCUAAAUGCAAACUACAUGUGAUAGAUGUGGAGGAAGAGGUAAAAUUAGUUCAGGGAAUUGUUCUAAUUGUAGAGGAAAUAGAGUCUAAUAAACAUCAAAGACAUUGCAAAUAGAAGUUGAAAGAGGCAUGACUGAUGGAUAAACUAUUGUUUUUAGAGGAGAAAGUGAAUAGAGUCCUGAUUAUUUCCCAGGAGAUGUUAUUUUUUAUUUAAGAUAAAUGAAACACCCUCUAUUUGAAAGAAAAGGUAAUGAUUUAUACAUGGAUAUGGAAAUUACUUUAAAAGAAGCUAUAUUAGGAUUUAAGAAAAGAGUUAAGCAUUUAGAUAAUCAUUAUGUAGAAGUUGAAAGCAAUAAAAUUAUUUAACCAUUUGAAGUAUAUUAUUAUAAUUAUUAAAUUCUAUUAGGUAAAGUAAAUUUCUCAAGAGGGUAUGCCAAUACAUUAACUUCCAAGUGUUAAAGGUGAUCUGUAUAUAAAAUUCAUUGUAAAAAUGCCUACAAAAUUAAAUGAACAAGAGAAAGAAUUCAUUAAAAAGAUAUUUGCUUGA